Molecule: messenger RNA, 3937 nt
Organism: Mugil cephalus (flathead mullet)
Lineage: Eukaryota; Metazoa; Chordata; Actinopteri; Mugiliformes; Mugilidae
Gene: msrb3
Product: methionine sulfoxide reductase B3
Exons: 8
Coding region: 2945-3448 (167 amino acids)
Biological process (GO): protein repair; response to oxidative stress
Cellular component (GO): cytoplasm
Molecular function (GO): peptide-methionine (R)-S-oxide reductase activity
Source: RefSeq, a predicted model, not a curated record
AGUGAGUGUGAGUGAGUGAGUGAGUGAGUGAGUGAGUGAGUGAGUGAGUGAGUGAGUGAGUGAGUGAGUGAGAACACACAUUAUAACUUGGUAUAUUUGUUAUUUACCUCUUUAAAGUUGGGUCUUUUUUUAUUGUUGGUGUACCCUCACUGAAUUCAAUUUCAAAACCUUUUUGAAUGAGUGGAAUGUAUUAUCUGUAUCUGUGCACAAAUUACAGACCAGAAAAGCAUGCAGACUUCAGAGUGAGCCAUGUCCAGUUUGCAAUCUGUGCUCUUUUUGCUUGGGUGAGACAGAUAUUUUCUUGUCAUGAUGAAACAUGGUUCUGUUACCUCUGGUCUUGUGUAUUAUAAGACCCUUGUACUGAUACUGCCACUCUUUUGUCCUAAGUAAGAACUAUUAAGAUGUUAGAAAGUUAUAAUACUACAUUUCAAAUAUUGUAGACACUGAAAGGAGAGUGUACUGAUCUUUUGGAUAUCUGGUUUUGUGUGUUUAUCAGCACAUGUGUGUCCUUAAAACACGAGAAAAUGUACUGACUUGAAAUUUGAAUUCAAAUUUUGCUGUAUAAAAUUGUACAAACCGUGCACAUUUCAAAUGUUCAAAUCCUGCUACAACUGCAGCAGAUGACCCUGUGCCUUGAAUUUGUGCUUUUUACCGGCAUUGCAUUAAUGGAAGAAUGUAUUUGAUUUGAGAAAUGUUAACCAAGUUUGAAGGUUGGGUAAGGCCUAGAUGUAGGUGACAUCUUAAGAUUUGGUAUUUUGUAGCAGUUUCUUUAUAUCUUUAAUCAAACGCUUUUAUUUAUUUAUAUAUAUAUACACACACACAUAAUUUUUUUUUUUUUUUUAUAGAACAAUCAAGGCCUUUGUAGGAAGAUUGGCCUGACAUCUGCCAGCUGUUGGGAUGUGUAAAACAACAAAAUGACACAAAUGCUUUUGGAAGUAAGCCAAUGAUUUGUGCAUCAGUGUCAUGAAUUUUUUGUACAUCUCCUGAAGAACAGUGUACCUACACCUCUCACUAACGUAAAUGUUUAAUGUGAUGACAAUUCUACGCUUGUGCUUCACAUUGAACCUCAUAAAUGCAUUCAUUACCGCUGAUGCAUUUUAUGUAUAUUAAUAUAACUGUAAUAUGUUUUGAUCUUGUUGUAUGGGGGUUGGUCAGUAAGACCUUUUAAAGGAUGCCGAAGUUUUAAUAUUAUUUGCCAGUUGUAUAAAUAGCUCAAAUUAAAUGUUUAUUAGCAGUUUAUAUAUUUUGUGAUUUUAGAAAUUGUCCAAGAUUGCAUCACAGUCUUUCUCCCCAUUUAUGUUUGAUUGCUCUUUAUCACCUUUCCUUUCUUUUUUUUAACCUUUUAUAUUAUGUUCAGAAAAGUACAUUUGCUCUCAGUUCAUUAGUUAGACUGUUCAUUAUUGCAUUGUCCUAGGACAGGUUGGAUAGCCAUUUUGUCUUACAGCUUUAUUUCUUUGUGGCAUUUAUUCAGCAAUGUGUUGGGAACAUACUUUAGAGCAGAUGUCUCAAACAGGGUUGAAGGUGACAUUUAUGGUUGAUUUGACAAUUGAUGCGCCACCCGCCACGCACACACACACACAAAUUUGGCACAAAUCCAACAUAUUUUACCGAAUGGAUAAAUGGAGAGAAGAUGUUAUCUUCUAGUCAGACAUGCACACAUUCAGCAAUACAUAGGAGCUCUCUCGAGAUCGGUGCGGUCAGCGCAAGAUUAGCCUGGACCUUUCCUCCAUGCAUCCUGCACACAAAGAGGAGGACCUACCCCUAACGCUAUUGUGCCAAUUACAAUCAGGUUCCUCAUCAUUGACAGAGACCCACAUUCAGUCCCCAGGUGACUAUGAUCCCAGGUGCAAGGAUAUAUACCUUGUCUUAUUGAUAUAAAAUCAUGAAUAUAUGAACCAGUGUAUUAUUUGAAUACCUUAAUAUUGAAUGCACAAAAACAAGGUAGAUUUAUAUAUGGUACUGCCUUGAAGAGAUUAGUCUGUAUUUACCUAGCAUCAUGCAGUUGUAGAUUUGUUGGUUGCACAUCCUUAAUGUGAAUCUCUCAUGCCAUGACCUCCCAAAGGACUGGAUUACUGUAAGAGGUUACUGUGGGGGCAAUCCUAGUUACAGUAAACUCGUCGUCUUAAUGAAGAAACCAGUUUGACAAUAGUUUAACUUUAGAGAUAAUGCGUUCUCCAGCUGGAAGUAGCCAAAAGAAGAUGGGUAGGCACUUCAUUAAUAGCAAAAUGCAACUGUAUCUUACUUGAUGUUUUCUCUUUGGACCACUCUCUUUAAAACCCUGUAAAGUUAUGUUAAAAGCCCAGUAGAUCAGACCAGCCUGUCUUGCACCAACACACUGAAGGUUGAAUGCUCAGUUUGAACUUCAGCAGAUUGUCUAAAUGCAGUUGCUGCCAUGUGACUGGCUGAGUAGAUAUUUGAAAUGAGAAGUUAUGUAACAGUAGGGUAUGUGUAAUUAAAUGGCCAAAUCAAAAUCUGCGAGAGUUUACUAAGUUGUGUUGGUAUUAGACACUGAUUUAACUAGCCGGGACAGUAGUCUUACAAUAUAUGCCCACAAAUAAAACCCAAAAGCGAUUUAAUCAACUUGGUAUUGUAGAAUUCAUUAAAUUUGAAAAUUGUGAAAUAGAAAAAUGCAUUUUUUUUAUAUAAUAACCAUUGCUACACCGUUUCAUUAUGCUGUGUCGAGACUGCUGUGAAACAGUAAAACGGUCAGUGAGUGGGGUCCUGGCCAUAAUUGGAGAUAUGCAAGUCCCUGACAUUCUGCCCUGCCCACCAUGUCAGCUUUCCAGGCUGUGUCAGCUUCAGGCCAAGUUAACGGCUGAAGACCGUCACGAGCUGCACCAUUGCUGCUGCUGAUCUGCGGGUUGCCAAGUGGGGAAAAUCUGAAACGUGAAGCGGUUGGUGGUGCUCCGUGGGCCGGUGUUUGGCGUAAUUUUCUCCCGCAGUCAUGUCAGGCUUCAGUCUCCUCCAUCUGAUAACCAAGAGUCAGCCUGUAUCUCUGAGAUCUUGCAGUCUUCCUUCAGGAGCAUGUACGACUAAGAUGUGGCCAGUGAACUUCUCCCAAGAGGAGCUGAGGAAACGCCUCACAUUAAUGCAGUACCACAUUACCCAGGAGAGAGGAACUGAAAGUGCUUUCAGUGGAAAAUUCACACAUCUAAAAGAAGAGGGGACAUAUACUUGUGUUGUCUGUGGUGCCCUGCUGUUCAGCUCUAACACAAAAUUUGACUCUGGAUCAGGUUGGCCAGCCUUCUUUGACCUGAUAAAGGAAGACUCUGUCCAUUUGUCCAAUGAUUUCUCCAAUGGGAUGCACAGGGUGGAGACUUCCUGCAGCCAGUGUGGUGCUCAUCUGGGACAUCUGUUUGAAGAUGGUCCAAGGCCCACAGGAAAACGUUACUGUAUUAACUCUGCUUCAUUGAAUUUCCAGCCCAAAAACGCUGCCACCUGCUCCUGAGCUGAGGGUGGAGUGACAAGAUAGAGUUCUGAAAAAAAGAUGCAGGAACCAGAGCCUACUGACAACUAUGUAUGAAGAGUCAAAUUUUGCACAGAUGAUCGCAUAUUAUCUUCAAUCACAAGGCAAUAUUUUCACCCCCAACAAAGCAGUUUUGAAGUCAUAGUCAAAGCUGCGUGACACAGCUAAAUGUCUCUGGGGAAACCAGUAUUUCAUAGUCUUGGUGCUAUUUUACGAUUUUAUUCACACACAUGCAUACACACACACACACACACACAGUGGUUAGAUGAAUGUCUUUCAGAGUGGCUGAGUGUGGCUUCCUGAUGGCUGGUGGCAGACACACUUGAUCUCCAUAUCCUCAUCAGGACCUCUUCAGAUGUAGUUUGACUAUCAUUUGACACCUGGUUGUCUGUAUCUGUGUCUCUGUUCUCUGCUGGUUCUCAUUCAUCCAAAUGAGAAUGAACUUUAUUGAAAUAAACCUGUUUAAAUUUC